This is a messenger RNA of Capsaspora owczarzaki ATCC 30864, 1410 nucleotides long. Its product is annotated as Arfip1 protein. NCBI's taxonomy places the organism in Eukaryota, Filasterea, Ministeriida, Capsasporidae. Gene Ontology annotation, biological process: intracellular protein transport; regulation of Arp2/3 complex-mediated actin nucleation. Bases 15 to 1244 code for a protein of 409 amino acids. The transcript has a single exon. Gene Ontology annotation, cellular component: trans-Golgi network membrane. Gene Ontology annotation, molecular function: protein domain specific binding; phospholipid binding. The record is from RefSeq and is a predicted model, not a curated record.
CUUGUAAACCAAAAAUGUCCAGCAGCAGCAGCAGUGAGAUGCCAGUCGACAACGCCAACGCAAUCCCAGCCGACAGCGAUGCAGCUGUUUCGGAUGCUCCAGUGACUGCAGCGAGCAUCACUGCUCCCGAUGCCAAUGCACAAGCCAAAGCUGCUGACUUGGCAGGGUCGUCGAGCAGUAGCAGCGCGACAUCAUCAUCACCGUCGCAGCACGCACCUGCACGACCACCGCCGCCAUACACUCAGCACGCCCAGCACCAACCGAGCGCUGCUGCAACGACACAGACAGGGCAGCAGCAGCAGCAGCAGCAGCAGCGGGGCGGCGCGGAUCCAGCAUCCUCGAGCCUGCCUGUGCAACAUCAUCAGUCGGCCGCCGCGAGAGGCACGCUCAUGGACUGGGGCUACGAGACGUAUGCGUUCACUCGCCAGUUCCUCACAGAGAAGCUGGGCGGAGGGUCGUACACGGUCGACAUUGAGCUGCAGCGCAAGAUCGACACCAUGCGCGACAACCACACUCAGUGCAAGCGACUCCUCCAGCUGGCUGAGAGCUACGUCAACAACUUUACCACCUUGGUAGGCACCCAGCACCAGCUGGGAUCGCUUUUCGCAGAGGCCGCCAUCAAGACACCCGCGCUCGCGACAGAGUUUUCAUUCAAUCAUGCGACGCAGGUUGCGCUGCAAAAGAACGGCCGCGUUCUGCUGGCUGCGUUGAGGUUUUUCGCCUCGAAUCUGCACACGCUGUGCAACAAGACCAUGGAGGACACGUUCGACACGCUCAAGGAGUUUGAGAACGCGCGUAUCAACUACGAUGCCUUUCGCAUCGAUCUGGAGCGAAUGCAGGCGUCUGGCAAGGGCCUCACAAAGUCCGCCCAGGACGCGCGCGAGCGGUUUGACGCUGCCAAAGGCAAGUUUGACGCUGUGCGCAUCCAACUGAACAUCAAGAUGCGCCUCUUGGAUGAAAACCGCGUCAAGGUUCUGCAAAAGCAGCUGUUGCUCUUCCACAACGCCAUCUCGGCGUACUUUUCAGGCAAUCAGGAGGCGCUUGCCUCCACAAUGCACCAGUUCCUUGUGCCUGCCCCAGAGCCAUCAGCGUUCUUGGCGGGCGAAAAUCCGCUUCACAAUUUGCCACAGCUUCCAGUUCUCGACAACCAGCCGCCAAUCACGCUGCCAUCAACUUCGAGCAGCCAGCCCACAAGCGCGGGUGAUGAUGCCUCCGGUAAUUCUACAGCAUCGGCAGUACCGUAGAUAGUCUUGCUGCGUGAAGGCUGCUUUGAUUGAGUGUUGGAUUUCUACUUUUGGGUCGCUUCUUUGUCUCUUCUUUUUCUCGUUUUUGUAUUUGCCAUUAUUCGAUAGUGCGUUUUAUUUGCUUGUGUGUGUUCAGGUGAUUGUUGGCUUGUUGUUCUAAAAGUGC